GAAUGACAUUGUUUGAGUUGCUGCAGUGGUGUAAAAAGAAGCGUUUAGGUUUAAUUUGCUUACAGUAUGGCGAGAGAACUGUGGGAAUAUAUGCAGCAAAAAUAACAACUUUACAACUUGUCACCUUGAUUUAGUGUGCAGUGCUGCGGAGGGAUAUCCAUAAAAGAUGGAUAUGUACGAGAACCUCGGUGUAGUUGGUGAGGGAAGUUAUGGAACAGUGUUGAAAUGCAGACACAAAGAAACAGGGCACAUUGUGGCCAUUAAGAGGUUCAUUGAUAAGGAGCAGGACAAAACUAUGAAGAAAAUUAUCAUGAGAGAAAUCAAACUCUUGAGGCAAUUUUGCCAUGAAAAUCUUGUCAACAUGUUGGAAGUAUUCAGAUACAAGAAACGUCUGUUUGUUGUUUUUGAGUUCAUUGAUCACAAUGUUUUGGAGGACUUGGAACGACAUCCUUCUGGCUUGGAGAGUAGACGUCUCAGGAAGUUCAUUUUCCAGAUUUUGAGAGCAGUUGAUUAUCUUCACACCAGUAAUAUUAUUCAUAGAGACAUAAAGCCAGAGAAUGUGCUUGUGUCCAAUGCUGGCAUAGUCAAGGUCUGUGACUUUGGCUUUGCUCGAACACUGGCGCCGACUGGUGAGCCCUUCACUGAUUAUGUGGCCACCAGGUGGUAUCGAGCCCCUGAGCUACUGGUGGGGGACAAAAAUUAUAGCAAGCCUGUGGAUGUUUGGGCUGUUGGCUGUUUGAUUAUAGAGAUGGCUACUAGCAAUGCUUUUCUGACAGGUUCAUCUGACCUAGAUCAGGUACACAAGAUCGUCUGCAAAGUGGGUCCUUUAACCCGCCAUCAAUUGGACCUGUAUUUCAAGAACCCAACAUUUGCCGUGGCCAGGCUUCCUGAGGUUCAGGUGCCCAAAGAUCACAGAAAGAAAUUUUAUCAACUCCCAAUUACAUUAGCCGACUUGGUGGAUGCAUGUUUACAGAUAGAUCCGGCUGACAGGGCCACCUGUUCCAAACUGCUCAAUCAUCGAUACUUCACAAAAGACCAGUUUAGUGAAAGAUUCAUUCCUGAGAUACAGGCACUAGUUAUGAAGGAUGCCAAAUAUUACAACACUCAGUGGUGCCACAGUGGUACUGUGGAGCAAACAGAGGAGCUGUCUGUUUGCUCAUCCUCUCACGGCAAGAGACGCACCAGAGAAGCUGAAAGAGACAGACGAGGGAAAGAGGAAACUACCGAGCCAAAGCACUCUAGAGCCAGCCGUAGGCAUGGGAGGGUGAUGGUGGACAGCCCGGUUAUCCACACUACGGCCUCUUCUCCUGACAUGAUGCUUGAGAAAAGCACCAUUCCCAUCACCUUUACCAUGCCCCGAAUCAGCCAGGGCAAUAACUUCUUAGGUGCAGCCCCAUCCAACAUGGAGGUCAACAAAACCCGGGCAAACAAGGUGAAACGAAGAUCAAGUCCCUCCGAUAUGGCUCUGUUUAAUUGCCAGCAGGCUGAGGGGAAAUCUCAGCUGCAAAGUGAUGGACUUGGACUGCAGGUUGAGAUGGUGGGCCUGACCAAGAAAAAGGUACGGACUGUCGGGGAUGUGCGUUUCCCUGACCUUCCCAUACUUGGUCACCACAUGGAGAUAAAGAACACAGAUGUCAAAUCAGCAAAGCACUCGAGAAGAGAGCAGAGGAAAGGUGAUGACUCUAAAAUACCAACAUUAGUUCAGUUUGACUCUGACUUGGGAAAUAGGCCUUAAAAUAGGUGAUUUUCAAGUUAUGGCUGAACUGAGCAGACAGAAAAAGAGAAACUGAACUGCUUUAUUCACAGGAAUUCUUAACAUGAAAUUAAAUAUCCAUAAAAUA
Alosa alosa (allis shad) is the source of this 1841-nucleotide messenger RNA. RefSeq names its product cyclin-dependent kinase-like 3. The transcript has 12 exons. The record is from RefSeq and is a predicted model, not a curated record. Lineage: Eukaryota; Metazoa; Chordata; Actinopteri; Clupeiformes; Clupeidae. Gene Ontology annotation, cellular component: nucleus. Gene Ontology annotation, molecular function: cyclin-dependent protein serine/threonine kinase activity; ATP binding. Gene Ontology annotation, biological process: protein phosphorylation. Bases 167 to 1735 code for a protein of 522 amino acids.